This is a messenger RNA of Fraxinus pennsylvanica, 1044 nucleotides long. Lineage: Eukaryota; Viridiplantae; Streptophyta; Magnoliopsida; Lamiales; Oleaceae. The record is from the annotation of a GenBank genome assembly.
AUGUCUCUUCUACUUCAUCUUCAACUCUUCCUCUUCUUCCUCGCCCUCUUGGGUUCAAGCCAAGUGCAAUUCGUGGCCUCUCACCAUGAGUCCGGUGACUGGCAUUGCGAGCCAGACGAGACGGUUCGAAUCGUGGCCGAGUUUAAGCCCGGAUUUGUCACUCUUGAUGGACAUUCUGAUGAUUGGAUCGAUGUUGAUGGGUUCGAUUUUCCACUACGCCCAGCUCUCGAUCCAGAUGAAGAUAAUGAGUACGAAGCUGGGAAAAUGGCCGUUAAGGUUCUUCAUGAUGGAAAGGAUAUUUACUUCAUGUUGCAAGUGGAUGGAGAUUAUGUAGAUCACUAUAAAUGCCCAUCAGUAGCCCUGAUGUUCCAAGUUGGCGAGAGCGCUUCAUAUCAUGACAUGGGUGGAUGUGAAGAAAUGCCUGGUACAUGCAACAACAAGACAUGUCGUGGUCAUGAAGUUGACAUCAUGCAUUUCUCCAUUGGAAAUUCUAUCCCAGGAAGACUGUAUGGCGGAAACCCGAUAAUGGGAUAUGGUAACAGUGGUGACAGCGUUGAUUUGGUUGAUAUGUUUGCUUUGAACCCACACUGUAAAAGCCUUGACGGCGUUGGUUCCACAGGAAAUCAAUCUACAGCAAUGAAUGACUGGAAAGGUGCAUGGUGGCAUAGCAGUUUCGCCAACCAUUCAGGUUUUGUUGAGGAAGAUAGUCCUUAUGCAUCACCUGGUGAGAAGGGCACAUACUACUUUGAGUUCACCAGGCCCAUGAGAACCAUGGAUCAUCUUCAGCAGGAUGUACAAUUUACAAUAGGCCAAUCAAGCAAAUUUUCUGCUGCCUUCUGGUACCCUGUUGAUGGAAAUCCAUGGAACAGUUCUGGGCAUUAUACUGUGAACUGUGAUUGGGUACCUUUGAACGUAACUACUGGCACCUCUACGUACGUCGAAGUAGCAUCUGGGAGCUCUUGGGAUGCCACAGCUGGUUUUGCUUUUAUCAUAUCCAUCGUCGCCUUUUGUGUAUUCAUUUUUGCUGGGUAUUGGGUUUGUUAA